This is a messenger RNA of Microbotryum saponariae, 5209 nucleotides long. The record is from the annotation of a GenBank genome assembly. NCBI's taxonomy places the organism in Eukaryota, Fungi, Basidiomycota, Microbotryomycetes, Microbotryales, Microbotryaceae.
AUGGACCCCUCGACACCGUAUCGGCCUCCUGACCGUCAACUCGGGUCCAGUCUGCCGCCUUCGGGCACCUCCCCGGCCAUGUCGUCGGGGUCAUCGGCCCAAGCCUCCCCUUCGUCAUCACCAACGUCUUCACGGAGUGCUGCGAUCGCAAGACUGAGACGAGCUGCUUCGACUCGUGAAUCACCUUCGCCUUUGAGCUCACCCUCCAUGUCGGACGCACAUUUCGACAGCCCUACUGACUCGACCUAUUUGACUCCCGUACUGGGGAGUAUGCAUCGUCAUACCGCGUCCGAGGAUGUUCCUCUCGUCCACGCCGCUUCCCUGGAACGGACCGCCUCGCUACUCGCUCGGUCAAUAGCCAUGGCCAAAUUGACGGGCACCGCACCCCCACCCGUGCCCUCGCACUAUCAUGCCGCUCCGUUCCCCAUCAAUGCACCCCUCCCCAGCCUCGAUGCGCUGAGGGAACGUGCUCGCGCUCGACUCGUCAACGACGACGGAUCACCCCCGAACUCGACUUCGCCGAACGCGUCGAGUCCGACGAUGCCGCCCUCGCUGAGAAGGAACCACACCGUGACCGGCGUCGGCGGCUCGACGCAGAAUCUUGGCAUCGGAUUGGGCAUGUCGGUCGAUUCAUCGGUGCCGCACGAUCUCCGUGGCUCGACCCGGCCAGCGGUGCUUCGGUCGGCUUCAGCCUCCACUCGAUCCGGUUUCGGGCGAAGCACGGCUGCGCCUUCCUCUUCGCGUGCUGCGACGACGGCCUCGCUCGAGGACGAUGUCGCGCUCGACUCGAACCGCGCUGCGGCAAGGAUCAAUCUCAUGCGCAAGCUUUCGUCGAGGAAACUGGCCUCCCCGUCGCAGACUGACAGAGUAGCCGCUGCCCACGUCGAUGACGCGGCUGUCGAGCAGUUCGCUAGCAAAUUGCCCCAGGCGACGGUGGUUGGACUUCGAGCGCGGAGUGCGAGUGCUGCUUCGGAACGCGGCCGUGCAAACGGGUCCAAUCGGUCCCCUCUGCUCGUCCAAGUCCCAGCCGCGACACCUUUGUACCAGAGUCAUCGACCUGAACCCAUACCAGUGCAAGUGGAGGAUGCUCCCCUUCGAUGGCCGGAGGAUUGGAGUCGAGAAACCUGGGCCGAAGGGGGAGGCGACCGGGGCGAUAUUCACGAUUUCGACGAAGCGAAUCUGCACUCGCUUCAUGGACAGACGCUUUCACGGGGUUUUGGUGACGUGUCGGAGCAUGUGGCGGCAUUUCGAUCGCAAUACCAGACCGUGUACGAGAUCGACCAAGCAGGACCGCAUGUGCGGCAUCCUGAUGUCUACCAGGUCGAGGAUGCGACACCCCGUAUGCCGGAAGAAUACGAUAUUCUCACUCCGCGACCUCCGUACGAAGCUCCACCUCAAUUCAAAGGUAAUCGACUAUCGAGUAGCAACGUUGCUGCCAUUAGGGAAAGCGAACGAGACCAGGGUGAGCAGAGGGGACCGUCACCAACGGCAUCAUUGAUCGCUCGCAAAGAUUCCGAGGCGCGCAAGUUCAGCGACGACUCCGCCAUUUCCUCGGAGGUCUCUUAUGAUGGGAACGGGUUCGAGUAUUCGCAAAGUCAACAGGCGCAAGCAUAUCAGCGCAAGAACUUCCCGAUCGCGGUUUCGUCGCCUCGGAAUACCCAGACUCCGCGGCGCAGUUCCAUCCCACAGCACCUCGUUCCAGGCCCAUCGCGACACGCGCCUCACCAAUCGAGUCUCCACGCGACGGCGGCGGCAGCAGCGCCCACCGGCGCACCUGGCUUCAGCCUGAUCCAACCCUUCAACACCGCGAACGACGACUCUGAAGACGAGGUACGACGCCGCGGCUCGUCGGCUUCUUCGAGCGUCGCUUUUUUGACUCGAGGUGUGAGGGAGCUGCCAGAACGAACCAGCAACGCGGGGUCGAUCUUGCCAAUGCGCAAUGACAGCUUUGUGAUACCGCACGAAUCGCCGGCGAAGUUGACGGACUACUUGCCGAGCCUUUCACCGCUUGCCGGGACGCAGGAGCCUGGUUUGACUAGGCCGUCGAGUCGGCAGGGCAGUAGCGUCAGCAGUAGUAACGAGAAGAACGUCGUGAACGCCGAGGCAUCGCCCUCGGGCGUCCCACCCUCGAUCGCAUCCAUCAUGAAGGGACCUGGAAUUACGACCAACGAAGCCGAGCACCUUGAAGAGGAAGGCGAUAGUCCGGAUUGGGUCCUCAAGGAGAAGAGGAUGACGGCCAGGAUUGAGAGCAAGAGGCAGGCCGGGAUGACGAGGAGCAAGAAUGGUGCUUUCCUGCCGCCGGAGGAGAAUUAUCAGUUCCCGAGCCCUACGGCAUCUGUAAGUCUCGCGAAGCUCUGUUACGCCUUCGCAAGAGUUGCGUACUAACGGGAAUAAUUUCAUAUGUACGAGCAGAGCACGGGCACGGCCUCGGAACCCCGUGCCAGUCUACCGUGGCAACGACCGGAUCGCGAAGACUCGACCGACAGCACCAAGGCCUUGUUCGAAAAGCUCGCCGUCUCUCCCCGCGAGCGCCAACGACCUUCGCCAUUCUCCGUAUCGUAUCAUCCUCUGCCCAUUUCCGUGGGUUCGCCCAUCAUUGACGCCGACGCCGACGCCGUCUCUCCGAUGGGGUCCCAUUUCUCGCCGCAGAGCAUUCAACCGCCAGCGCCGACCUCGACGACCCCGCCUUUGGAGAGGAUGGACUCGAGCGAGGCCAGCAAGGCGCAGUGGUUCCAAUCCGCGAUGUACAAGAGCGCGGGCGUCCCCGCCCUUAUCCCCGCCUCCCCUUCGGCCGAGAUGCGACGACAGACCUCGGGUCGCUCCAGUAAUUCAAGAAAGUUGCGGUUGGAGCUCUUGCAGGAGGACACGCCGUCACCGCUCGUUGUGACGACCUCUGCUUCGCCCGAUGAUCUCGUACGACCGGGGACGAGCCAUUCGGAUGGCAGUGACUACUCGAGUGCAAUUAUGAGUCGCGAAGGAUCGGGUUCGAGUACGCUCGAUGCGCUGUCCCUUUACACCGUUGAGGCUCGUCAUGCCCCUAUGCACGAAGAGGACCUACCCGCAAAUCGCAUCAUCGCCAAGCUCGACUCGUUGCUAGGCACCGAACACCUCAUGUCGGACGAGCAGCCGACGCCGCUCGAUCAACCUCCGAGGAAGCUGCUCUUGCACACCCCCGUGCUGCAGGUCGUCAACGCGCACACGGUCAAAGAUCGACAUCUGUUCCUCUUCACCGACCUGCUAUUGAUCACCAAGCCGCUCAUUAUCGAUGAUCCCAAGACGGGAAUGCCAACGCCCUCGACCUUGGCCAGCCAGUUCGUCGUCAAGUCCGUCGUCGAACUCAAGCAACUCAAGUUGCAGGCUGAGGACGAACUCCACGACGAUACGGCGCCGCCAAAGAAGCGUCACCCUUUCUUGGUUCAGUUCGUCGAUCGGUUCGCCAACGAUCCCAAGCGCGCCAUCGCGACACUCAUCCAGAAGGGUGGCUUGUCGAGCGAUGCAGCGACGAUCGCGAACCUGAGUGAGUCAUGACUGGUUUCGAAGUUGGUUCUGGAGGACAUACUCAAUAGCCCUAUUCUUGUUCUGCAGUCUACCGUAAUCCCGAUCUGAACCGCAGUCAGGUCGGCGCAUACUUUACGCAGGCCGAGAACCGCCACAUCCUGCGCGUUUACAUCGAGCGCUUCCGCUUCAGCGGGGUUCGCAUCGACGACGCGCUGCGCAUGUUCCUCAUGGCCGUUCGCUUGCCGCACAGUCGCCAGUCCGUCGAAUACGUCUUGGGUGUUUUGGCGAUGACGUGGACGGAAGUGAAUGGCGCAACGGGUUUCGACCCGAGCUUGACGUUCAACCUCGUCGUCGCGAUCAUGAAGCUCAACGACGCCUUGCACAGCGCCAACUCGACCGAAGGGCACUUGUUCUCGCGCCCCAACCCGUCUCUCUCGGUCGACGACUUUAUUGCCAGCUUUCGCUAUAGCGACCCUCGCUCGCUCGUACCUGAAGAUCUGUUGACGCGCAUCUACGCAUCCAUCCGAAAGGAACGCAUCGAGCACGCUUCGGACAACACGAUCUUCAGCAUGACGCCGGAUGUUGAAGCGACGUUGACCCCUUCCAAAUUACCUGUCUCAUUGACAUAUCGAGACCCCUCCGACCCCAUAACGAUCACGAUUCCCGAGCCCGAUCCCAAGUUCAACAUCAAGCUGCAUGGCACGGAUCUCAAGUUCGACCCGCCAAUCUUGUCGUUCGCCAAGUCGCGCACGCAGACGUUCCGUGUUACGGGAAUGGCGUUGGGUGUUCGAGCGAUGGUCUUGAUCAAGACGGGAGCGAACGCGCCUCGAUACCAGGGCUUGCCCAUGAACAAGGCCUUUUCGAUCGAACGCGCGUUCAUGCAGCACAAAUUCCAAGUCUCGUUCACGAACCACCUCAACGUCAAACGCAAGUACAUGUUUUCGACGUUGAACGCGGGAUUGCAGACGGCUUGGCUGCGUCAUCUCCGGGAACGAAUCGCCGCUGCGGUGGCGGCACCUCCCGCGCCUACGCCCGCUCUGUUGGCCGCCGAAGCGGUAGCCGUGCAGGCUCUUCAAGAUGUACUAAUCGCACCCGAUGAACUCCUUCCUUUGCUCACGGCUGGCUCAGCUGCUUCCCCUCGAGCCAACACGGCUGCCCCUCGAAACCGAGGAGCUUCGAGAAGUCGACAAGGCACACCGACAUCGGCGACCCGAGCGGCGUUGACAAAUGCGGGCGUGCUCGUGCGGUCCAACUCGGUCAGCAAGAUCUACGCGGCGCACUACAAGAUCGAAGCGGAUCUGCACCCCGACAACGCUCGUAAGAAACCUUCUUCACCUGCCGUCGCGGCGCUUGGUUCGCCCGUCAUUGGCUCACCGACGGUUCAGAGCAAAGAGGCCGAGGCGUUGGAGCACUUGCGCGCGAGCCCUUAUACCAAGACGGGCGAGGAGUUGGUCCUCAUGACGGAACAGAACUCGUUGCUUCCCGUCGUGUUGAGCUUCCUUGGUGCUGGAGUAGGGGUGAGUCGCGCUUGGGUUAAUUCAGGAACAGGAAUGAUGUGUACUGACGAUCUUUAUGGCUUUACUAGACCGCACCCCUGCCCAUGUCGGCGAACGGCUCAGCUUUCCAAUUAUCCCCCUUGCCUUCUCGAUCGGGCGCGUCUUAUCCCAACGCCAGUUUCAUUUCCAAUGCGCCUUCAUCAAUGGCGACAUGA